CUUGUCACACAGUAGGUGUGCCUAUGCUAUAUAAAUGCUUCAUAUUUUCAUGCAAGGUUGUGGGAUUGCAAGAAAGGUAACUCAGGUGUGUCUGAUUAAAGCCAUUCAUACAUUUUAAGGUUAUAUCACAGAUAAUCUCCGAGAAGCCAUGAAAUUCAAUUACUUUGUAACAUUAUUUGUUGUAAUAGUAGCAUCGUAUCUACUGCUGGAGGUUGAAUGUGAAAAACAGAAGGAAGGAAAAAAAGAACGGGGCAAAGACAAAUCACAAAGUAAUGGCAACCAGAAAGAGGUAGACAAAGAAAAUAAAAACAAGUCUGGAACCAAAAUCUCUGAUGGGAAAGAACAAAAAUCAAAGAGAAAUAAAUCAGCACCAGAAGGUAAUUUUGCCACCAAAGAUAAGGCCCAGUGCACCUGGGCUGUUACUGGCAAUGAUAUUUUGAGUUUGAGUGUUAACUGUCAGCAGGGGAUCAAUACUAUUUGGUGUGAGUUUACUGGGAGGCCAACUUCCUGCUCUGAUUUCCAAGCAAAUCAGAAAAAUUACUGGAAACAAAUUGCCCGUGCCCUCAAGAAACAGAAUAAUAUCUGCAGAGAACAAUCAGCUGUAUUAAAGUCCAAAGUGUGUAAAAAAGGUCCUGGUGAAGCCCACCUGAAACUGACUAACUCUUUCUUGCAUGCCAAUAACCCUCUGGAGAAUGUAAAAGAAAAUAUUAAACAGGGCACAGAGUUUGUACCAGCAGUUGAUAGUAAUAAUGUAAACAACAACUGCACAGAUGACUCAGAAGGAAAUGUGGAUUACAAAACAUUAGCUGAGGAGUACUGUGGUGAGAGCUGGAGCUCUAUGUGCACAUUCUUUUUAUCCAUGUUUAAAAAUAAAAGCUGCUAACAAAGCUCAAGAACUGUGCAGGACCCAAAAGGAUGAUUAAUCCAAGCUCUUAUUUACCACUGGUCAACUACUAUUUAAAUUGGUGCACCUAUUUUAAUGGACAUCUCUACGUGUAAUGUAUUUAAUAAAUAUCUUUAUACUAAAACAUGUUAUCCACAGUUAAUAUUGUAUGAGACAAAAUUAUUAAAUAACUUUCUUUGUUAGAAGUGAAUAUUCUAUUUUUGUAGCAAUGCUGACAUCAUGUUAGUUACAAGCAUUACCAUGAAACUGUACAUAUAUUGUAAAGUAAAACUACACAUAGUGCAUUAGUUCCCUUGAACUACACUAUUUAAAAUGUGGAAUUAGUGCUAUGCACUUUUUGUAUGUUAUAAAGAAAAUUUUGGAGCUUCAGGUCACACUUUGUUUAUUUGUAAAAUAAAAGUACUUUAAGUAAGUAAA
Molecule: messenger RNA, 1321 nt
Organism: Protopterus annectens (West African lungfish)
Lineage: Eukaryota; Metazoa; Chordata; Ceratodontiformes; Protopteridae
Gene: FGFBP1
Product: fibroblast growth factor binding protein 1
Exons: 2
Coding region: 149-883 (244 amino acids)
Biological process (GO): cell-cell signaling
Molecular function (GO): growth factor binding
Source: RefSeq, a predicted model, not a curated record